ACUAUCAAGAUUCAACAGCCUGAGAAAGGUAAAGUCGCGUCCUACCGCGUCGUAGAAAAUUCAGUGCUGUCGUAACAUUUCUUUCAUCUCUCUCUCUUCGGUUCUCUCCCAUCUCAACUGAACAUUAAUUGAGAUCUCACUUCCUUUUCAAAUUCACCUCCCACUCAUACAACAACUCUUCACAUUUCUUUGUAUCAAGGAGCCAAGUACUGGCGCGGGAACUGCGAAUUCGUAAAUCGAUAUACAACAACUCUACUCGAGAUGUCUCGAGUAGAAGAAAACUGGGAGAGAUUGGUGCGUGCUGCAUUACGGAGGGAACGUACAGGUGGUGAUGCAUUUGGUCGACCGGUUACUGGAAUUGCUGGUAACGUACCGUCUUCUUUGGAGAACAAUAGGGAUAUAGAUGCAAUUCUGAGGGCUGCUGAUGAAAUACAAGAUCAAGACCCAAAUAUCUCAAGAAUUCUUUGUGAGCAUGCUUACGCAUUGGCACAAAACUUGGACCCCAACAGUGAAGGUAGAGGUGUGCUACAAUUCAAGACCGGUUUGAAUUCUGUGAUCAAGCAAAAACUUCUUAAGAGGGAAGGUCUAAGCAUAGACAGAAGCCAGGACAUUGCUCGCUUACGGGAAUUUUACAAGCUUUACAGAGAAAAUAACAAAGUAGAUGAGCUACGUGAAGAUGAAAUGAAAUUAAGGGAGUCUGGUGCUUUCAGUGGUAACCUUGGAGAGUUGGAGCGGAAAACUGUCAAAAGGAAAAGGGUGUUUGCAACUCUGAAGGUUUUAGGUGCAGUGCUGGAGAAGCUAAGUGAAGAGGAUACAGAUGGAUUGAUCUCUGAAGAGCUGAAGCGAGUGAUAGAAUCUGAUGCAGCGAUGACAGAGGAUUUAAUCGCUUUCAAUAUAGUUCCACUGGAUGCAGCCCUGACUACAACAAAUGCAAUUGUGUCUUUACCUGAGGUACGGGCUGCAGUUUCAGCUCUAGGGUACUUUAGAGGUUUGCCCAAGUUGCCAGAAGAUUAUUCUACUCCUGAGACGAGGAAUGCAGAUAUGCUUGAUUUUCUGAAUUACGUUUUUGGAUUCCAGAAGGACAAUGCUGGUAACCAGAGGGAACAUAUUGUUCUCCUCCUUGCCAAUGAGCAAUCUCGACUUGGCAUUACAGAGGAAAUUGAUCCAAAAUUGGAUGAAGCUGCUGUACAGAAAGUGUUUUUGAAGUCACUUGAUAACUACAUCAAGUGGUGCAAUUACUUGGGUAUUCAGCCAGCUUGGGGCAGCUUGGACACUGUGAAUAAGGAAAAGAAAUUACUGUUUGUUUCUUUGUACUUUCUCAUAUGGGGAGAAGCUGCCAACAUUCGGUUUCUUCCAGAGUGUCUGUGCUACAUAUUUCAUCAUAUGGUUAGAGAAAUGGAUGUGAUUUUACGGCAGUCAAGUGCAGUGCAAGCUGAUAGUUGCAAGUUACAGACUGGUGGCCGUGCAUCAUUUCUUGAUCAAGUUAUUUCUCCUUUGUAUGAUGUCGUGGCUGCGGAAUCUAAAAACAAUAAUAAUGGCAAAGCAGCUCAUUCAGCAUGGAGGAAUUAUGACGAUUUCAAUGAGUACUUUUGGUCACUACAUUGUUUCGAACUUAGUUGGCCGUGGCGCAUAAAUUCACCCUUUUUUAUGAAGCCCGUACCGAAGUCUAAGGAUUUUCUGGCAUGUACUGGAGGUCAGCACCAAGGGAAGACUUCUUUUGUAGAGCACCGGACAUUUCUCCAUCUUUAUCAUAGUUUCCACCGAUUGUGGAUAUUUCUAUUUAUGAUGUUUCAGUUACUCGUCAUCAUCGCUUUCAACCAAGGGAAGUUUAACGAUAAGACGAUAAGAGAGGUUCUUAGUCUUGGCCCGACGUUUGUCAUCUUGAAGUUUUUUGAGAGUGUGCUGGACAUUCUCAUGAUGUAUGGAGCCUAUACUACAUCACGACACAUAGCAGUUUCUCGAAUUUUUCUUAGGUUUCUAUGGUUUACCGGUGCUUCAGUCGUCAUAUCCUAUCUUUACGUGAAAGCUCUUCAGGAGCAAAGAAAACCAAAUUCAAGUUCUGUUAUAUUUCGGAUGUACGUCUUUGUCAUAGGAAUAUACGCUGGUGUCCAACUGCUUUUUAGUCUCCUCAUGCGUAUACCUGCAUGCCAUAGCUUGACUAAUUCAUGUGAUCGCUGGGCUGUAAUUCGCUUCUUUAAGUGGAUGCACCAGGAGCGCUACUACCUUGGGCGUGGGAUGUAUGAGAGGACUAGUGACUAUAUCAAGUAUAUGCUUUUUUGGGUAGUCGUUCUAGGCUGCAAAUUUGCAUUUGCUUAUUUUCUCCAGAUUGAGCCCCUCGUAGAACCCACAAGAAUUAUUGCAAAUCUUCCCGUUUUAGAAUAUUCGUGGCAUGAUUUCGUAUCUAAAAAUAACCACAAUGCUUUGGCAAUUGGGAGCUUAUGGGCACCAGUGAUUGCUAUCUAUCUCUUAGAUAUCUAUGUGUUUUACACAAUUAUAUCGGCCAUUGUUGGGUUUCUUCUUGGGGCUAGGGAUCGUCUUGGGGAGAUUAGAUCAUUGGAAGCUGUCCAUAAACUUUUUGAAAAGUUUCCUGGGGCUUUUAUGGAGACUCUUCAUGUUCCUCUUUCUAGAAGGUCCUUCCUCCAAACCUCCAAUCAGGUUUUUGAGAAGAACAAAGCAGAUGCUGCUCAGUUUUCCCCCUUUUGGAAUGAGAUUAUAAAGAACUUGCGAGAAGAAGAUUAUCUUACUAGCUUAGAGAUGGAGUUACUUCUCAUGCCCCAAAAUUCUGGAAAUAUGCCCUUAGUUCAGUGGCCCCUAUUUCUUCUUGCUAGCAAGUUAUUUAUGGCUAAGGAUAUUGCUGGUGAGGUCAAGGACUCGCAAGAUGAACUAUGGGAAAGGAUUUCAAGAGAUGACUACAUGAAGUAUGCAGUCGAGGAGUGCUAUCACACUAUUAGAUAUAUUUUGACAGAGAUACUUGAUGAUGAAGGAAAGAUGUGGGUGGAGAGGAUUUAUGAAGAUAUUCAUGGGAGUAUAAUGAAGAAGGAGAUCCAUUUUGACCUUCAGCUAGUUAAACUGCCUCUCGUCAUAUCCAGAAUUACUGCUCUGACUGGAAUUCUGAAGGGAACAGAAUCACCUGAAUUGCAAAAGGGUGCUGUGAAAGCAGUGCAAGAUCUAUACGAUGUGAUCCAGCAUGAUAUUCUUUCUGUUAAUAUGAGAGGAAACUAUGAAACAUGGAGUAUUUUAAUAAAUGCAAGGAGUGAAGGUCGCCUUUUCUCUGAUUUGAAGUGGCCCAAGGAUGCUGAGUUGAGAGCACAAAUUAAGAGAUUGCACGCACUCUUAACCAUCAAAGACUCAGCUGCAAACAUUCCAAAAAAUCUGGAAGCCAGGAGGAGGCUGCAGUUCUUCACGAAUUCCCUUUUCAUGGAGAUGCCUGCUGCUAUGCCAGUCCGCAAAAUGGUGCCUUUCAGUGUGUUCACUCCGUAUUAUUCUGAGAUUGUACUUUAUAAUAUGGCUGAUUUGCGAAAGAGAAAUGAGGAUGGGAUAUCUCUAUUGUUUUAUCUGCAAAAGAUAUUUCCAGAUGAGUGGAAGAACUUUCUGGCUCGAAUAGGUCGAGACGAGAAUACUUUAGACUCUGAACUUUUUGAAAAUCCUAGCGAUGUCCUGGAGCUUAGGUUUUGGGCUUCUUACCGCGGACAAACAUUAGCUAGGACUGUACGGGGGAUGAUGUACUACAGGAAGGCAAUUAUGCUCCAGAGCUAUUUGGAAAGGAUUUCUCCCGGAGAUACGGAAGCCAUACUCUCAGCAAAGGAGGCCUUUGACACUCAAGGUUUUGAGCUGUCUCCUGAAGCUCGAGCGCAGGCAGAUCUUAAGUUUACGUAUGUUGUAACAUGCCAAAUCUAUGGGAAACAGAAAGAACAACAAAAGCCAGAGGCUGCGGACAUUGCAAUGCUGAUGCAACGACACGAGGCUCUUAGAGUUGCUUUCAUUGAUGUUGUUGAAACUCUGAAGGAGGGUAGAGUUCAUACAGAGUACUACUCAAAGCUUGUUAAGGCUGACGACAAUGGGAAAGAUAAGGAAAUAUACUCCAUAAAAUUACCAGGAGAUCCAAAACUUGGUGAAGGGAAGCCUGAAAACCAGAACCAUGCUAUCAUUUUUACACGUGGUAGUGCAGUUCAGACAAUUGAUAUGAAUCAGGAUAAUUACUUCGAGGAAGCCUUGAAGAUGAGAAAUCUGCUGGAGGAGUUCUAUCAUGAUCAUGGUAUUCGUCCUCCAACUAUUCUUGGUGUAAGAGAGCAUGUCUUCACAGGGAGUGUCUCAUCCUUGGCGUCAUUCAUGUCCAACCAAGAGACAAGUUUUGUUACUUUAGGCCAACGUGUUUUAGCGAAUCCUCUAAAGGUGCGCAUGCAUUAUGGACAUCCAGAUGUGUUUGAUCGGGUUUUCCACAUAACAAGAGGCGGUAUCAGCAAAGCGUCACGCGUUAUUAACAUUAGCGAAGAUAUAUAUGCUGGGUUCAAUUCAACAUUGCGUCAAGGCAAUAUUACUCACCAUGAGUACAUUCAGGUUGGAAAAGGUCGAGAUGUUGGUCUGAAUCAGAUUGCAGUAUUUGAAGGGAAAGUGGCUAGUGGUAAUGGUGAACAGGUUCUUAGUAGGGACAUUUACAGACUCGGUCAACUCUUUGAUUUCUUCCGCAUGCUGUCGUUCUACUUCACCACCGUUGGAUUUUAUUUUUGUACUAUGUUAACAGUGCUGACUGUGUAUAUUUUUCUGUACGGGAAGAUAUAUUUGGCACUCUCUGGAGCCGGUGAAUCUAUUAUGGAAAAAGCCAAUGUGUUGCAGAACACUGCAUUGACUGCUGCUCUCAAUACACAGUUUCUUUUCCAGAUCGGUGUUUUUACUGCUAUACCGAUGAUUUUGGGAUUCAUUUUGGAGCAAGGUUUUUUGAGGGCAGUUGUCAGUUUUAUCACAAUGCAAAUCCAGCUUUGUUCUGUCUUCUUCACAUUUUCUCUUGGCACAAGAACGCAUUAUUUUGGUAGGACAAUUCUCCAUGGGGGUGCAAAGUAUCAAGCAACAGGCAGGGGGUUUGUGGUGCAACAUAUAAAAUUUUCAGCAAAUUAUAGACUAUACUCGCGAAGCCACUUUGUUAAAGGAUUAGAAGUUGCACUUCUGCUGGUGGUGUACGCUGCUUAUAGAUAUGAUGAUGGUGGUGCUUUAGGCUAUAUUCUUCUUUCUGUUAGCAGUUGGUUCAUGGCACUCUCUUGGCUAUUCGCACCCUAUGUGUUCAAUCCUUCUGGGUUUGAAUGGCAGAAGACUGUAGAGGACUUCAGAGACUGGACAAAUUGGCUCCUGUAUAGAGGUGGUAUCGGAGUAAAGGGAGAGGAGAGUUGGGAAGCUUGGUGGGAUGGGGAAUUGGAACAUAUUCGAACAUUUGGAGGGAGGUUAAUGGAGAUCUUACUGAGCUUUAGAUUUUUCAUUUUCCAGUACGGCAUUGUUUACAAGCUGCAUGCAUCAGGGGAUGAUACCUCUUUGACGGUCUACGGGUUAUCGUGGAUCGUACUUGCUGUUCUCAUUAUUCUUUUCAAGGUGUUUACCUUUAGCCAGAAGAUAUCUGUUAAUUUCCAGCUGGUGCUGCGCUUUGUCCAAGGCGUGUCAUUCAUGCUAGCAAUGGCUGGUUUAGCUGUUGCAGUGGUACUGACUAAUCUAUCCGUGCCAGAUAUCUUUGCCUGCAUCUUGGCAUUUGUACCCACUGGAUGGGGUAUUAUUUCGAUAGCUAUUGCGUGCAAGCCGUUGAUGAAGAAGCUUGGGUUGUGGAAGUCGAUACGCUCCAUUGCUCGUCUAUAUGAUGCUGGAAUGGGAAUGAUUAUUUUCAUUCCCAUUGCCAUUUUCUCCUGGUUCCCCUUUGUUUCGACAUUUCAGACACGACUGAUGUUCAACCAAGCAUUUAGCCGGGGGUUGGAGAUUUCUCUCAUCCUUGCUGGAAACAACCCGAACUCUGAUCUAUGAUGGCUGUGUUUCAUUUUGAACUUUGUAUUGUAAAAUGUAGGAAUGAAAUGUUUUUAGGCUUUACUCCAUUUUUCAGUCUCAGGAUAGCAGGAUGUGUAAUGACAUUUGUAUCUCAUGAGAAGUUAGAAAUACUUUCUGUAUAAAGAACGGUGUAAUGAUAUUCUGUAUAAAAUUAUGUUUGCAUUUUUAUCA
Messenger RNA from Papaver somniferum (opium poppy), 6189 nucleotides. RefSeq names its product callose synthase 9-like. Bases 262 to 5997 code for a protein of 1911 amino acids. Gene Ontology annotation, molecular function: 1,3-beta-D-glucan synthase activity. The record is from RefSeq and is a predicted model, not a curated record. The transcript has 52 exons. NCBI's taxonomy places the organism in Eukaryota, Viridiplantae, Streptophyta, Magnoliopsida, Ranunculales, Papaveraceae. Gene Ontology annotation, biological process: (1->3)-beta-D-glucan biosynthetic process. Gene Ontology annotation, cellular component: 1,3-beta-D-glucan synthase complex; plasma membrane.